AUGUUCAAACUUUUCAUUUUCGCCACUUUCUUGGCCCUUGCUGCCGCCAAGCCCCUUCUAUCCGUGGCGUACACUGAACCAAUUGCAGCAGCAUAUGUGGAUAGUGUAUCAGCAUCAUACGUAGCACCUGUGGCGUACUCUGCUUACACCGCACCGGUCGCUGCCUACUCCGCCUACACAUAUGCUUCACCAUACGGUGCUUACUACCUUCGUUGA
This is a messenger RNA of Danaus chrysippus (African queen), 216 nucleotides long. Lineage: Eukaryota; Metazoa; Arthropoda; Insecta; Lepidoptera; Nymphalidae. The record is from the annotation of a GenBank genome assembly.